Trematosphaeria pertusa is the source of this 893-nucleotide messenger RNA. RefSeq lists its product as uncharacterized. The record is from RefSeq and is a predicted model, not a curated record. Bases 298 to 795 code for a protein of 165 amino acids. The transcript is spliced from 2 exons. Lineage: Eukaryota; Fungi; Ascomycota; Dothideomycetes; Pleosporales; Trematosphaeriaceae.
GCUCUCCAACUCAUCAAUACUGCGCUCUGCGCGCUCUCUCUGCCCUCCCGACGCCCUCGCCGCGCGGGCUGCCGGCACUGGCAGCUGGCAGCAGCACCGGAAGGAGUGGACGCGGACGCGCCUGCAAUUGGCUUCAUUUCACCGAGUCCCUGCUGCGCGCCACUCGCCUUACCAUACCGAGGCCUAUGCGUUGUCCUCUUAUCACCAGUCCGCGAAUCACACGCCGUUACGUGCGGUCCCUUUUCGUCUCGCCGUACCACACACGCUGUCGCCCGCGACCGCCAGCGCGAUCCCGCGAUGCGACCGCCAGCACACCUCCCGGGCGGUGAAGCAGAGGCAAAGGGCCGUCCCCCGCUCAUCACAAGUCGCGCCGUCAACCCCGCUAUGAGAGCUGCGAUUAUAUUGCGUCAUGGCCCGGCUAAUCAGCCGAAAGUGCGUCCAGCCUCGUUUGCGUGUCUGAAUGCGGCGGCGGACAUUCCGGCAGGCCGCACGCAUAAACCGUUCUCCACUCCAACACACAUGGCUUCCUCUCGCGGCUGCCUCGACCGAGAGGCGAAACACGCCGCGUUGGGGCAGACCGCUCAAUGGCCAGGAUAUCACUGCCCGGAUACCGUGUGCGCGGGGCAGCUUGUCCUCUUCUACACCCAUCAGUCACGACACCAGCAAUGGAGAGAUGCGGCACGGAAACAGCAAAGAUCGAUACGACGCAAGACUUGUAGUCCUGUCGGUUGCCUUACCGAAUGUUUCGGUUGGCUAAAUCAUCCGCCGCAGCUACUUUCGUAUGAAGGACUCUGAGCUGCAGCAUCAUGUCUUCCCUCAUGCAUAGUCGCCUUCAAGGCGUUAAGGACACCACCACCGGUCAGCAGAAAGCGUGAAACUUGGCCCAUAGCCCG